Messenger RNA from Acanthosepion pharaonis, 2217 nucleotides. The record is from the annotation of a GenBank genome assembly. NCBI's taxonomy places the organism in Eukaryota, Metazoa, Mollusca, Cephalopoda, Sepiida, Sepiidae.
AUGCCGUCGAGCUCUUCAGUCCUGUUUCUUUUCGUCAGUUCUGUUCCUUUCAGCUGGUUCAGAUCAUUUCCGUCAGUUCAGUUCAUUUCGGUCAGUUCAGUUCCUUUCGGUCAGUUCAGUUUCUUUCCGUUAGUUCUGUUGCUUUGCGCUAGUUCAGUUCCUUUCGGUCAGUUCAGUUCCUUUCCGCCUGUUCAGUUCAUUUCCGUCAGUUCAGUACCUUUCGGUCAGUUCAGUUCCUUUCCGCCUGUUCAGUUCAUUUCCGUCAGUUCAGUUCCUUUCGGUCAGUUCAGUUCCUUUCCGCCUGUUCAGUUCAUUUCCGUCAGUUCAGUUCCUUUCGGUCAGUUCAGUUUCCUUUCCGCCUGUUCAGUUCAUUUCCGUCAGUUCAGUUCCUUUCGGUCAGUUCAGUUCCUUUCCGCCUGUUCAGUUCAUUUCCGUCAGUUCAGUUCCUUUCGGUCAGUUCAGUUCCUUUCCGCCUGUUCAGUUCAUUUCCGUCAGUUCAGUUCCUUUCGGUCAGUUCAGUUCCUUUCCGCCUGUUCAGUUCAUUUCCGUCAGUUCAGUUCCUUUCGGUCAGUUCAGUUCCUUUCCGCCUGUUCAGUUCAUUUCCGUCAGUUCAGUUCCUUUCGGUCAGUUCAGUUCCUUUCCGCCUGUUCAGUUCAUUUCCGUCAGUUCAGUUCCUUUCGGUCAGUUCAGUUCCUUUCCGCCUGUUCAGUUCAUUUCCGUCAGUUCAGUUCCUUUCGGUCAGUUCAGUUCCUUUCCGCCUGUUCAGUUCAUUUCCGUCAGUUCAGUUCCUUUCGGUCAGUUCAGUUCCUUUCCGCCUGUUCAGUUCAUUUCCGUCAGUUCAGUUCCUUUCGGUCAGUUCAGUUCCUUUCCGCCUGUUCAGUUCAUUUCCGUCAGUUCAGUUCCUUUCGGUCAGUUCAGUUCCUUUCCGCCUGUUCAGUUCAUUUCCGUCAGUUCAGUUCCUUUCGGUCAGUUCAGUUCCUUUCCGCCUGUUCAGUUCAUUUCCGUCAGUUCAGUUCCUUUCGGUCAGUUCAGUUCCUUUCCGCCUGUUCAGUUCAUUUCCGUCAGUUCAGUUCCUUUCGGUCAGUUCAGUUCCUUUCCGCCUGUUCAGUUCAUUUCCGUCAGUUCAGUUCCUUUCGGUCAGUUCCAGUUCCUUUCCGCCUGUUCAGUUCAUUUCCGUCAGUUCAGUUCCUUUUGGUCAGUUCAGUUCCUUUCCGCCUGUUCAGUUCAUUUCCGUCAGUUCAGUUCCUUUCGGUCAGUUCAGUUCCUUUCCGCCUGUUCAGUUCAUUUCCGUCAGUUCAGUUCCUUUCGGUCGUCUCAGUUCCUUUCCGCCUGUUCAGUUCAUUUCCGUCAGUUCAGUUCCUUUCGGUCAGUUCAGUUCCUUUCCGCCUGUUCAGUUCAUUUCCGUCAGUUCAGUUCCUUUCGGUCAGUUCAGUUCCUUUCCGCCUGUUCAGUUCAUUUCCGUCAGUUCAGUUCCUUUCGGUCGUUCAGUUCCUUUCCGCCUGUUCAGUUCAUUUCCGUCAGUUCAGUUCCUUUCGGUCAGUUCAGUUCCUUUUCCGCCUGUUCAGUUCAUUUCCGUCAGUUCAGUUCCUUUCGGUCAGUUCAGUUCCUUUCCGCCUGUUCAGUUCAUUUCCGUCAGUUCAGUUCCUUUCGGUCAGUUCAGUUCCUUUCCGCCUGUUCAGUUCAUUUCCGUCAGUUCAGUUCCUUUUGGUCAGUUCCUUUCCGCCUGUUCAGUUCAUUUCCGUCAGUUCAGUUCCUUUCGGUCAGUUCAGUUCCUUUCCGCCUGUUCAGUUCAUUUCCGUCAGUUCAGUUCCUUUCGGUCAGUUCAGUUUCCUUUCCGCCUGUUCAGUUCAUUUCCGUCAGUUCAGUUCCUUUCGGUCAGUUCAGUUCCUUUCCGCCUGUUCAGUUCAUUUCCGUCAGUUCAGUUCCCUUUUGGUCAGUUCCUUUCCGCCUGUUCAGUUCAUUUCCGUCAGUUCAGUUCCUUUCGGUCAGUUCAGUUCCUUUCCGCCUGUUCAGUUCAUUUCCGUCAGUUCAGUUCCUUUCGGUCAGUUCAGUUCCUUUCCGCCUGUUCAGUUCAUUUCCGUCAGUUCAGUUCCUUUCGGUCAGUUCAGUUCCUUUCCGCCUGUUCAGUUCAUUUCCGUCAGUUCAGUUCCUUUCGGUCAGUUCCUUUCCGCCUGUUCAGUUCAUUUCCGUCAGUUCUCUUUCUUUCUCCUAGUUUAG